Molecule: messenger RNA, 270 nt
Organism: Bipolaris zeicola 26-R-13
Lineage: Eukaryota; Fungi; Ascomycota; Dothideomycetes; Pleosporales; Pleosporaceae
Exons: 2
Coding region: 1-270 (89 amino acids)
Source: RefSeq, a predicted model, not a curated record
AUGGCAUUACAUGCUAUCGUAGUACUAACCGCCUCGUUAAGAGACGCGAAAAGAAGAGACUGGCAUCGUAAUGCACAGUUGACCGCCCAGACAACAAGGACAAGAGAGGAAAGAAAAGAAAAGAAAAGAAAGAAAAGUCAAGUCCGAGAGAGCCGCCCAGUCUUGAAAAAUACAAAUGAAAAUGAAAGUCGAGGGUACGAGUGGCCCACCAGGAAAACCCCUAGUUCAACGGCACCCCAACGCCACACGCUCAACGUAUGCGAAUAUUAA